ACCAGGCGUAACAGUCGAAUAGCGUUAUACAUACAGUGCGCAAGGAUAUAUGUUUUUUGGUUCUUAAUACGCGCAGUUAUAUAUUACGGAUUAGGAUAACUCUUUCGCUCUGUGAAGAUUAUCAGACCGGAUUAAAGAUUAAUCUAUGUAUCUGAUAAAAUCAAACAAAAUUUCCUUUUUCGUUUUAAUGAAAUAUCGUUAACUGAUCUCUUGAUAAAGCUAUAGCAUUCGAUUUUUGGAUAUUAAACAAACAGAAGUUAAGAGUGUCGCGCGCGAGUGUGGAAUACUAUUGAAUAUUAAACCGACAGUGCUUUUUUCUUUUCGGAUAUACACUAUAUUUUUCAUAUCAUAAUAAAGAGAGAGAAAGAGAAAAAAGAAUAUAUCUGAAGAAUGAACACGAUGUAAAUAUUCUCUUAAAGAGGGGGAUAUUAUUUAAACACAUAAUUUAACAAUGUGAGGCUAUAAAACAAAAAUAUUGUUCUGUGUUUAUUUUGGAGUUAUAUUUGUGUGAAUAAUUUGGAUUAUCAUCCCGAUAAAACAAUUUGGAUUAACGUAGUAAUUGUGGAUUUUAAUAAAUUACAGAGGAUGGCCUGUCGGACAAUCUGGACGUGUUUACUUGCACUUCUCGGACUCUGCACGUGUGCACGGGCUACGGCCGUAUGUACAACGACGGGGCCCCUGGGUAUGAUCACAGGAGAGAUGAAGGACUGGCAGAUCACGGCCUCCUCAGCCUAUCCGUAUGAAUGGGACAACAAAUGCAGGGAAAAAUAUGCUCGGGUAUACUUAGAGAACAAAUAUGGAUGGUGCGCUAAAUACAAGUCCUCAUCAGAAUGGCUACAAGUUGACCUUGGUGUUGCUUCUAGGGUAACGGGUGUGAUGACACAAGGUCGAGCAGAUGGCAACGAAUGGGUGACGGCGUUUAUGGUGUCAUACAGUAUGAACCGUUUUGAUUGGUUCUAUGUGAAUGACCAAUACGGCAACCAAAAGGUGUUUGAGGGCAACACAGAUUCCUAUUCGGUGAAGCACUCGUACCUGGAUGAGCCGAUUGUUGCUAGAUUCAUAAAGUUCCACACCGUACAGUGGAACCGACACCCUAGUAUGAGAGUUGAGAUACUUGGUUGCCAACUGUGUAAGCAACCAUUGGGCCUCCCACCUUACGGAAAGCUGACGGCUUCAUCCUUCAAGAAGAGCGCUCAGUCAUGUCAACCUGAAGAUGGAACCAUUCUCAGUCACAAAGGAUGGUGUGCCAAGAAAAAGAAAAAGGCGCAAUGGUUGCAGAUUGAUAUAGGACCUCCAACACUGGUGACAGCUGUCAUAACGAAAGGCCGAGGAGACUCAAAGAGAAGUCACUGGGUGAAGCGAUUCAUGCUCUCCUACAGCAAUGAUUCCUCUGUCUGGUACAAGUACAAAGAUGCCCACCAUCUUGACCCAAAGAACGAGUGGUUGUGGACACCGACGUAUAAUGCGUCUACAUCACAAUUAAUUCCUGACCAGUAUACGGACGAGGGCCUGAUUUUUGGAGGGAAUAGCGACAAAGAUACAGAGAGGAUACAUUAUCUCAACUCCCCCUUUGUGGCAAGGUUUAUUCGAUUUUAUCCUAUUGAAUGGAACAAGAAAAUUGCCAUGAGGGUCGGUCUGCUCGGCUGUCCAUAUAAAGGAAAAUGUCCGGCUGGAUUUAUGCGGGUGAACGAAGACUCACCAUGUGUGGAAAACCUUGCGUUCAAUAAACGCGCCCUGAUCAGUACGAGUGCACGUCACAAUAAAAGACACAUCAGUACAAAGGUGGUGUCGCAGGACAGAGCAUCUCAGGCGGUAGACGGCCGUCUGGAACAGGGUCUGAGGUUCUGCACGAUCCUAGACAACCUUUAUGGUGACGUGUUCACCAUUGACCUUGGUAGACAGCAGAAAGUGUCCGGGGUCCUUAUUUAUACAUGGCAAGGAGAGGGAGAAGAUGGUGUAAGUGCAUACAAAGAUUAUAUGAAUAAUUUAGAUAAACUGCUUGUUUAUGUUGAUGAUACCGGCGGCAAGGAUAAUAAGAAAGACCCCGAUUCGACGUCACAAUUGUGUGCUUAUACGUCAAGACUUAAUGAUGCUUUAUUUAAACCAGUGCUUCACUUCCCGUGCAUGCGGGCGCUGGAAGGGAAGAAAGUUUUAAUAGAGGCGUGGAACGUUGAGAACAGUUGGAAUAGGAUUUUCAGUGCAGUGUUAUGCGAAGUUCAAAUCUAUGGGUAAUUCAUAUGGUUGGAGAAUAAAAAGAUGCAUUAAUGAUUGACUGAAAACAUGCAGACCUCAGCUAUGUAGAUACUCAACUGUGAUUCUUAUUUAAUGAAAAAAAUAUAUGAAUACAACUUCGUUCUUGUUUCAUGUAUAGGAUUACUUUAACCGUUGCACAGUUUUUUUUAAGAAUACGUAGGGUAUCAAAUUAAUUUAUUGACAGGGUAAUAGUAAUUCAAAGGAAAUAGUGUUUUAAAGAAUAAAUGGAAAAGUAUCCAUAGAUGAUAUGGUCAUUACGAAUUUUCAGCUGUUUAACGACAUGGAAAUGUGUUCAGAAUAGGAUGCAUAACUGAACGCCCACUCGAAGAACAAAAGAGAUGUUUUAUGUAAAUAACUGUUUAAUUAAGGCCAGCAAAGUGUUAUAUAUUUUACAUAGUGUAAAUGUAUUCAAACACGAUAUUAUUAUUUCGAUUUAUGUUUGCAAACUUUAUUGUAACCCUGAUGUGGUUCAAAGUUGUAGACACACGUGAAUCAUACAGUAUGUUGACAUUGAAAUGAUAUGUUGGAUGUUUCGAAUGAAACAAACUCUUUAUUAAGAGAAACGUCUGUUUGAAACGUCUACAACCAUACAUCAGAUGCGAAGUUUAAAACUUGACGGAUUUUGGGCAUUUUUAUUUCCCAAAAUGCCAGUAUUUUGUCACAAAUACUACACAUUUAUAUGCGGAAACUUUAUAUAAGAGAGGCCUUAAGGCAAAGAGUUCAGCUUUUUUAUGAUUUAUUGCAAGAUUUCGUGUUUUGCCAAAGUUGUGCUGGAGAACAACAGAGAUAUAGGACAUGUUUAUACUGUAGACAAUGAUAUAUCUUCACUGGUUUUACAUAGAGAUUAGCACUGACCUGUUGUGUUUUCAUGUAAACGAAGUUGGUCUGACUUUAUCCAAUAUGUACUUGUCAUGUGUUAAUUAGGCUAGCAAUUUAUUAUUGUUAAAUGUAGAAUGACUUUAUCCAAAGUGCACAUGCAAUGUGGUAGUUAAUGUUAGCAAGUGGCUAUAUUUACGUUAGGGUUGGCUUUAUCCGUAUAUUUGUCAUGUGUGAACUAGGUAAGCAAGUCAGUUACUAAAUACAGUAAAGACUGACUUAAUCUAAAUGCACAUGUUAUAUAUUAGCUACAUGGUUAAAUAAAUUUGCGGAUGACAGUCGGUUAUAUGUCACUUGUAGACACUACUUUAAACAUUGAAACUUGACUUUGCUCCUGCAUGUAAGUUUAUCAUUUAGUAUUUAAAAUGAAAAGUAAGUUAUUUACAUUUGAAUUUGCAAAAUAUAAUAAUCGUGCUAUUUAUCCAGUUUCAUACAUUCAGUGAAAGGCGUUUACAUGUAUGACACUAUUAUUUGGCUCACACGGUAAGGUUGUCUGUACAGUAGGGCCUUAGAACUGCCUUCCUCACACUUAAAUCAUACAUAGAUCAAGAAAUGGAAUCUCCUUAUCAUUCUAACCAACGCCGAAUCUCAUCCUCAUGAUCGUUUGUACUGUUUCAAGUUCUAACCUCAGGACAAAUUUAAAUUGUUCAAUUUAAAUCGAGAAAUAUGUACCAACUUUUUAGCGGAGGAUUAACUCGCGAAAAAAUUGAGUGCACAUUUCUCGGUUAAAAGCUAAUACUUUUUUAUUACGUACGCAUUAACACUUGCAAACAACAUGAAUAUUUAGCCAGAAAAAAAGAGAAAGUAUCAAAGUUUGUGACCAUGCAAUAAAAUGACGUUAUAAAUGACGUCACACACUCGAAAUGAUAUGAGGAAAUAUCUAAGCUUUAUGUUCCGAUUUGAAAAAUGCGUAUGUAAUAAACUUGAAUAUUUACUAUAAAGGGCUACACAAAUAGAGGAACAAGUUCACUUCAGCUUCAUACAGUUAAUUUUCUUUAUGCAUACUAUUUUUAAAGAAAGUUGCACCAAUCGCAUUCUCAGGAAACAUAUUAAGGAAUUUAAUUUCAUUUAAAAUCUUUCAGCCAAGAGGAAACAAAAUGCCUGAUACGGUUUUACUUUUCGGAUAUGAGUCGCGUCUUGCAAGACUUCACUUUGGUCUGAAAAGUAUAACUAUACUGGUAAAAAGUUCAGGUAAACGUUCAGAUUCAAAUAAAUCAACAGCCAUGAUCAUUGUAACACCUUUAUGAAUUUUAAAGUACUUGUUAUCUAUUUCCGAGAGAGCAUGUAAAAUACCUCUACCUUCGAAGAACGCCAGGCAGAAAGUGGUCGCUUCAAGUGCGUAUUGAACAUCACAUUAUGACGUAACGGUCGUGUUACGCAUCUGUGAUUGAUAAAUAGUUAAAUAUGAAGCAAUAAAGGUUAAUAUUGUCCAAGAUCACAGUAUUUUUACACAUUUAAAGAUGUGCGAACAGUACUGCUUUGGAAAAAUCAUUUGUUUUCAUUUUCCAUUCCAUUUUAGAUGUACAUAUAGCAUCCAUGACAUAAAUCAAUAAUGUACUGGAUUUUAUACACACAUAUUAAAACUUACACACUGCUGAAACAGCUGAUCCCGUCGUUAUAUAUAACGUGUACCAAACCUUACAAUUAUCGACGGUAUUUCUUUUUAGUUCUUAUAAAAACACAUGUAUGUUUUUUUUCCGUAAAAUGUCGUAGAUUUAUUCAUUGAAUGUUAAGACGAAUUUCUGCAAAUUUGGUCACUCAGAAAUGACUCAUUUUUUUCGACAACCUUUCUUUGAAAGUUAGCUCAAGUUUCUGUAAGAGUAGUUACCUACUUUGUUCAAAGUUUGUUUAGUUUACACAAUAUCUGUUCUACUCUUAUGACACUAUAUUUUAUUUAUUUAUUUUUUACUGUGUUCAGUGUCAGAAUGUCACUUGAAUACCUCUAGCAUCUCUUCAGUCAUUUUUAUGAGUUUUCAAACGAAAAACACAAGCAAGUUAUCUAAAUAAUUUCUUUUGUUUUAACUUGUAACAUUUACUGGUUUGUUGUAAAUUAUUUUAUCACAGGGAGUCUUUAUGAAUAUUAAUAUGCUUUAUUGAAGGUCAUGUGCAAAACGUUACACUCGGUAUGAGUUAUGGAAGUAAAACAUCUCACUGUCAGUAACAAAUGAAACACUCAGACAGACUUCAACAUAUAUAUUUUUAUUAAAAACUUUUAGACAAACGUAACAAAUAUUUGUUUUCUUGAGUAACAUUACAAACGUUCAACAAAAAUUUAGAACAGUCAGGAUAUAUUUGGUUUUUCUGAAUCAUUCAGACUUCAAGAAACGAUUGGAUUUGCGUUUUGCAACUUUCAGAAUAAAGAAUUUCCUUUAUCUUUGCUCCCUAAAAUUGCUAAAUAUAGCUUUUCUAGUCCAAUGUUUCUUUUUUCAAACCUUUAGAAAAAAGUACCAUAUAGAUCAACAUAGAAAUUUAAUUUAUAGUGUGACUGACCGGCAUAUUACCAGAGACCUCGACCUCAACAGAAAACGUAACAAAAGAGGUGAGAGGGUUCUAAUUUCCUUUUGAUAUUGAUAUUUCGUCUGCCAAUAUGUGCUGAUCAUUUUAUAUAUCUUUCUAAAGAUACCCCUUAAUAGAUCAGUGCUAUAUCAUAGUUCAACGAAGGCAGUUUUUGAGAUAUGCAAAUGACCUUCAAGAAUAUGUUAUCUUUUUCAAUUUAAUGUGUGUUGUUCGAUUUUAGUUCUUUUCAUAUUUUGUAAAUACUGUUAUAUUUGUGUACAAAUACGUUAAAGUAAAAUAAAUUAUAAACUCGUUCAUGUA
This is a messenger RNA of Mercenaria mercenaria, 5946 nucleotides long. Its product is annotated as lactadherin-like. The transcript is spliced from 11 exons. The coding region runs from base 586 to 2232 and encodes 548 amino acids. The record is from RefSeq and is a predicted model, not a curated record. NCBI's taxonomy places the organism in Eukaryota, Metazoa, Mollusca, Bivalvia, Venerida, Veneridae.